This is a messenger RNA of Cynara cardunculus var. scolymus (artichoke), 1590 nucleotides long. Its product is annotated as hydroquinone glucosyltransferase-like. The coding region runs from base 1 to 1407 and encodes 468 amino acids. The record is from RefSeq and is a predicted model, not a curated record. The transcript has a single exon. Gene Ontology annotation, molecular function: UDP-glycosyltransferase activity. NCBI's taxonomy places the organism in Eukaryota, Viridiplantae, Streptophyta, Magnoliopsida, Asterales, Asteraceae.
AUGGAAAGAACACCUCAUAUAGCCAUUGUACCAAGUCCAGGGAUGGGUCACUUGAUCCCACUGGUUGAGUUUGCAAAGAGACUGCUCAUCAACCACAACAUCUCUGCAACUUUCAUCAUCCCAAAUGAUGGCCCUUUAUCCAUCUCUCAGAACGACUUUCUUGAAUCACUCCCCAAUGGCUUAAACCAUCUGGUUCUUCCUCCUGUAAGCUUCGAUGAUCUCCCCCAUGAUGCUCGAAUGGAAACCAGGAUCAGUCUCAUGGUCACUCGCUCUCUCCCUUCCCUUCGUGAAGCUUUCAAGCCCUUGGUUGCAGAAAAGAAAAUGGUGGCGUUGUUCGUCGAUCUUUUCGGCACGGAUGCGUUCGAUGUCGCGAUCGAGUUUGGAGUUUCGCCUUACAUCUUCUACCCCUCGACUGCCAUGGCUUUGUCUUUGUUUCUUCAUCUUCCCAAGCUUGAUCAGAUGGUUUCGGGUGAGUAUAGGGAGUUGGCUGAACCGGUUCAGAUCCCCGGCUGCAUACCGAUUCGCGGUCAAGACCUGUUCGACCCGAUGCAAGAUCGGAAGAACGACGCGUACAAAUGGGCGCUUCAUAAUGCCAAGAGAUAUAGGAUGGCUGAAGGGAUAGCUGUGAAUAGCUUCAAGGAGUUGGAGGGUGGAGCCCUGGAAGCGUUGCUGACGGAAGAGCCCGGUAAGCCGCCGGUUUAUCCGGUCGGGCCGGUGAUACAGACCGGUUCGAGUAGCGAGGUUAAUGGGUCCGAGUGUUUGAGGUGGUUAGAUGGUCAGCCAUGUGGUUCGGUUUUGUAUAUAUCUUUUGGGAGUGGUGGAACCCUUUCAAGUAACCAACUCAAUGAGUUAGCCAUGGGUUUGGAAUUGAGUGAACAAAGGUUCUUAUGGGUGGUUAGAAGUCCAAAUGAUCAACCAAAUGCCACUUACUUUGACUCUCAUGGCCACAAAGACCCUUUAGGAUUUUUACCAAAAGGGUUUUUGGAAAGAACCAAAGGGAGCGGGCUUGUGGUUCCAUCGUGGGCCCCACAAGCCCAGAUCCUCGGCCACAGUUCAACAGGAGGGUUCCUGACCCACUGUGGAUGGAACUCGAUUCUCGAGACGGUAGUCCAUGGCGUGCCAGUGAUUGCUUGGCCGCUUUAUGCCGAGCAAAAGAUGAAUGCGGUUUCUUUAACCGAGGGCAUGAAACUGGCGCUGAGGCCGAAAACUGGGGAGAAUGGGAUCGUGGGUCGGGUGGAGAUCGCGAGGGUCGUGAAGGGUUUGUUGGAAGGAGAAGAAGGGAAAGAAAUUCGGAGUCGAGUUCGAGAUAUGAAAGAUGCAGCCGCUAAGGUUCUGAGUAAAGACGGGUGUUCAACAAGAAACUUAGAUCAAUUGGCUUCCAAGUUGAAAAACAAGAUUAGCAAUUAAAUUAUCAAGCAUUUAAAAAUAAUUAUUUUAGUAUUUUUUUUUUCUCUUUUGUAAUAAUUUAUUUAUUGUGAAUUAAAUUUGGUAAAAUAAAUUAAACCGAACAACGAUGUUUUAAUCAGAAUGAAGGUCGGGAUGAUGAAAUGCAUGCAUACUUGAUCCUUACUUUAAAAAGUAGAACGGUUU